Hyaena hyaena (striped hyena) is the source of this 1011-nucleotide messenger RNA. Its product is annotated as BDNF/NT-3 growth factors receptor-like. Gene Ontology annotation, cellular component: membrane; axon; signaling receptor complex. Gene Ontology annotation, molecular function: ATP binding; brain-derived neurotrophic factor receptor activity; brain-derived neurotrophic factor binding. The transcript is spliced from 6 exons. The record is from RefSeq and is a predicted model, not a curated record. Bases 1 to 1011 code for a protein of 336 amino acids. NCBI's taxonomy places the organism in Eukaryota, Metazoa, Chordata, Mammalia, Carnivora, Hyaenidae. Gene Ontology annotation, biological process: multicellular organism development; positive regulation of kinase activity; trans-synaptic signaling by neuropeptide, modulating synaptic transmission.
AUGGGGGACGAAGACAGGUGGCAAUUUGGAAAGUGCUCUCCAGCCGCAGCUUGGGGGAUGGACUGGAGGAGGCAAAAUGAAGGGGAGGCUCCAGUAGACCAAGAUUUCUCAUGGUUUGGAUUUGGGAAAGUAAAAUCAAGACAAGGUGUUGGCCCAGCUUCAGUUAUCAGCAAUGAUGAUGACUCUGCCAGCCCACUCCACCACAUCUCCAAUGGGAGUAACACUCCAUCAUCUUCAGAGGGCGGCCCUGAUGCCGUCAUUAUUGGAAUGACCAAGAUCCCUGUCAUUGAAAAUCCCCAGUACUUUGGCAUCACCAACAGUCAGCUCAAGCCAGACACAUUUGUUCAGCACAUCAAGCGACAUAACAUUGUUCUGAAAAGGGAGCUAGGCGAAGGAGCCUUUGGAAAAGUUUUCCUAGCUGAAUGCUAUAACCUCUGUCCUGAGCAGGACAAGAUCUUGGUGGCAGUGAAGACGCUGAAGGACGCCAGUGACAAUGCACGCAAGGACUUCCACCGUGAGGCGGAGCUGCUGACCAACCUCCAGCACGAGCAUAUCGUCAAGUUCUAUGGUGUCUGCGUGGAGGGUGAUCCACUCAUCAUGGUCUUUGAGUACAUGAAGCACGGGGAUCUCAACAAGUUCCUCAGGGCCCACGGGCCUGACGCCGUGCUGAUGGCCGAAGGCAACCCACCGACAGAGCUGACGCAGUCCCAGAUGCUGCACAUCGCCCAGCAGAUAGCCGCGGGCAUGGUCUACCUGGCGUCCCAGCACUUUGUGCACCGAGAUCUGGCCACCCGGAACUGCCUGGUCGGUGAGAACCUCCUGGUGAAAAUCGGGGACUUCGGGAUGUCCCGGGAUGUGUACAGCACUGACUACUACAGGGUGAGUGGCCACGCUUGCCAAGACCCCCCAGGGUCCUCUUUCCCUGGGAGGCCCUUGUAUCCAUUUGCUGGGGCUGCUGUGACACAUUACCAGAGACAAGGGGCUUCAACAACAGAUGUUUAUCUUCUCUGA